UUGUAGCCCGUAUUCGACCAGACUUUUUCUCUCUCCCCACUCAGCCUUCCUAUAGUAUUCUUUCCAAUCUGGCAAUCGACGUCGUUAUCAGCAGCGAUCGCUUGGACAUAAUGCUACGAUUACACAAACCACCAAGAUACGUCCUCGCCAGCAUAUUAUGCUCUUGCGGGGGACUGCUCUUUGGGAUGGACACUGGUAUUAUUGGUCCCGUAACGGUCAUGGACAGCUUCGUUUCACGGUUCGGCAGCGAAUCCUCAGCCAUCCACGGGUUGAUCGUUUCAUCUAUCUUGAUCCCGGCUGCAGUUUCGUCCUUCUUCGCGGGGUAUUUGGCAGACAAAUUGGGUAGACCCAAGGGUAUUAGCAUCGGUGUCCUUAUCUUUGGGAUUGGAGCAGCCCUGGAGGCGGCUGCUGUCCAUAUCGCAAUGUUCGUUGUCGGACGUUGCAUCGAGGGUAUAGGCGAAGGCUUAUAUCUGGGCACGCUUGUGGUCUACAUUUGCGAGAUUUCUCCUCCUAGGGUCAGAGGCGCCUUGACAACCGGUCCCCAGUUGCUGAUCACCUUGGGAUUGACGGUCGGUUUCUUUACAUGUUACGGUACUUCUCGGAUAAAUUCCUCUUUCUCAUGGCGCACGCCAUUUAUAAUCUUGGCUUGUCUUGCAUUCACCUUCUCUGUGGCCUCGUUCAUGUGGUUGACCCCCUCGCCAAGAUGGCUGACACUCCACGGCCGCAAAUCGGAAGCUACCGCAGCUUGGGAUUACCUCGGAGUUAGCCAGGCUGAACGUGAAAAGGUUGAAAUCGAACAGGACCAGGACAAUAACACCCAGGUUAUUGCGACCAUCCCGAGCAGGGAGCGCGCCCCAUCAAUUUCACCACGCCAGGAUAGACCAAUGAAGCACAAGCUGUUCGACCUAUUUUCCAAAGAUGUACGAACACGCACCGCCUUGGCUGUCUUCCUCAUGGGGAUGCAGCAGCUCAGUGGAAUUGAUGGUGUGCUAUAUUAUGCCCCUUUGCUCUUUGAGCAAGCAGGACUGGCUUCUUCAGACGCCAGUUUCUUUGCUUCUGGUAUCUCUGCGAUUGUUAUCUUCGUCGUAACCAUCCCCGCGCUCGUCUGGGCGGACAAGUGGGGCCGACGACACAGCAUCAUCUAUGGCGGCAUCGGGCUCAGCGUCACAAUGUUCUUGAUAGGAGGGCUUUAUGCAGGAAAUGCCGUACAUAGCUCAACUGGCGCAGGCCGUUGGGUUGUUAUUGUCUGCAUAUAUAUCUUUGCAGUCAUAUAUUCCCUCAGUUGGGGGGUCGGCAUAAAGAUCUACGCAGCAGAGAUUCAACCCCAAAGAACUCGCGCAUCGGCAACCAGUCUGGCACAUGGUAGCAAUUGGGCUACCAACUUCCUGGUGGCAUUGACAACACCGAUCCUGUUGUCAAAAAGCAGCUUCGGCGCAUACUUUCUCUUUGGUGGCUGUGCUUUGAUCACGGUCUGUAUCUGCACAUUCUUCAUGCCCGAGACGAAGGGACGGUCACUGGACGAGAUCGAAGAGGCAUUCAAAUCCAAGUCGUUAGGGUCGAAGACUUUCCUGAAAGCUUUGCGUCCCGUCACAAAGUCAGCUUCGUGA
This is a messenger RNA of Aspergillus sclerotioniger CBS 115572, 1607 nucleotides long. RefSeq names its product putative MFS sugar transporter. Gene Ontology annotation, biological process: transmembrane transport; carbohydrate transport. The transcript has 5 exons. The coding region runs from base 111 to 1607 and encodes 498 amino acids. NCBI's taxonomy places the organism in Eukaryota, Fungi, Ascomycota, Eurotiomycetes, Eurotiales, Aspergillaceae. Gene Ontology annotation, cellular component: membrane. Gene Ontology annotation, molecular function: carbohydrate:proton symporter activity. The record is from RefSeq and is a predicted model, not a curated record.